UGCUAACUGACUGACAAUGUCUUCAGGCGAAGAAAACUUUCACAGAUCUUUAACCAAGAAAGAGAAACGAUGUAUUGGAGUAGUUUGCCAUCCAGACUACCACUUAGGUGCUAGUGCCACACACAAACACGAUCUAUGUUCAGAUAUUAUGUGGAAUAUUUUACCUCUGAAUCUGCGGCACAGUCGAAGCAUAGAUUUACCCUGUCAUUCCAAAGAAUUUGAUAAUCUAACAAAAGAGAAAGUAAGUCUACAGUCUUACAAGAAAGUGAAUCCAGGCAAUCCCACAUUUUGGCAAGAGAAAGAUUUUCAUCCGGUUGUAGGUCUCGAAUAUAAUGGAGAUGGAACAUGUGUUAAAAAUAACCUAAAUCAAAAUAAUGGGGAGUAUUUUAGAAAAGAUCUGUAUGAUGCCAAGGAUGUGGUCGGAAAUGAUGCGAAGUUUCCGGAAGUUGAAUAUGACCGGGUUGACGUUCGUAGUAAUUUACCGUGGAACAUUGAAGAAAACUUAGAAAGAAAACGUGUUGAAACUGUUGAUUCGAACUCGAGUUUAAGUAGAGAAAGAAAUAUUCAUAAGAAUUCGUUAAGACGGCAUAGGAGAAGCAGAAAAGAAGAAUUGGAAGCAAAGGAUUCUAUUACUAAAAGACCACUCAUAAAUAGUUCUUCAUCACACUCUUCUGAAUUAUUGUGGGAUCCUUUUGAUAACGAAAUACACACAGAAAGCAAUAACAACAGCUACAAAAGCUAUGAAAAGAAUAGUGAUGAGAAAACAAAGGAGAAGGUGACGGCAAGUGGUGGCCACCGUGUAAACGUUAAGUUGAAGAGCAGUUUUUCUUUAUACCAAGUAAGAACAGAAAGUCCUGUGAUCUCAACUAAUUUCUUCUGGGGUAAGCAAUGUCCACCAAUGCAAAAACGACCUGCUAGAAUAAGAAAUUCGAAAGCGAUUCAAAGACAAUACAGUGAUAUCACACAUAUGUCUUCAAGAUCCGAAGAUGAUAAAAAUAGUGAUGCAAACUUUUAUCACCGAUCCAUUUCUGCCGAUGAUUUUACCAAGAAAGAAGUGAUGAAAUCACUCUCGAACAUUCCAAGCAAUCAUAAUGUGCGAAAGAAGAAAAAGAGCCGCCCAUCUUUUAAGGAUUUAUUAUACAGACGUUUCAAUAUUGGUGUGGAUUACAAUCCCUGGCUGGAAAGACAAGAAAGCUUACCCGACCAGUCGCCUCAUAAUGGGUACCUGUCUGAUGAGAACAGCCAGGACACCCAGGACAAUAAAUUGCUUCCCCUAUGUGGCGGGGAUAGCGAAGAUGAUAGCUUUGACAUACUGCCAUCACCCCGGGUCUCACCCGACAUAACACAUAUCCCAAAUGUUGUCGUUAUAUCAGACUCGGAGACCACGCAAGGCUGUUCAUACAGCAUAAGUUCCAAUACCAACAGACACAAACAUUUUUUAUCAGUUCCAAAAAAGGUAAGUUCUAUACUUCGUUUCACUUUGCUUUAUUUGUUCUAUUGUCUAAUAUUUAUUUAUAUUUAG
Messenger RNA from Octopus bimaculoides (California two-spot octopus), 1522 nucleotides. Its product is annotated as pleckstrin homology domain-containing family G member 7. The record is from RefSeq and is a predicted model, not a curated record. Gene Ontology annotation, molecular function: guanyl-nucleotide exchange factor activity. Gene Ontology annotation, biological process: Rho protein signal transduction. Lineage: Eukaryota; Metazoa; Mollusca; Cephalopoda; Octopoda; Octopodidae.